This is a messenger RNA of Amaranthus tricolor (Joseph's coat), 2117 nucleotides long. RefSeq names its product peptide chain release factor 1, mitochondrial. Gene Ontology annotation, molecular function: translation release factor activity, codon specific. The coding region runs from base 258 to 1562 and encodes 434 amino acids. The transcript has 11 exons. Gene Ontology annotation, biological process: translational termination. The record is from RefSeq and is a predicted model, not a curated record. Lineage: Eukaryota; Viridiplantae; Streptophyta; Magnoliopsida; Caryophyllales; Amaranthaceae.
CAUCAUUUGACUAAAAAAAUUUCAAAAUAUGUAAUUAUUUUGAGAGAGGGAAGAACAAGUUAACAGCGUUUAGUGAACUUCUAAUACACGACUACUCGUCUGGACGGCGGUUGUUUCUAGUGGGUCCUGGUGGCGUCCGCCGUACUCUAGCUUUCUAUCUCCGACACUGACACCGACACCGACGGAUACAAAAUGGACGACGGAAAAUCGUGAAAUAUAUUAGUUUUAGUUGCAAAGAAAUUCAAUCUUUCGAAAGUAUGAAGAAUUACAUAAAAUUAGGGUUAGGGUUAGGGACGAUAGCAAAGUGCAGAACUCAUGCUGGAAUAUGUAAUGGAAACUACUCUAUUCAUAAUUCAUUUACUUCGUCAAAAAUGUCACCUCGAAUAACAUCAGCUGUUCUUGCGUCCAAGCUUGAUGCUGUUGAUUCUCUUCGCUUCCUCUCCACUCUAGAAAAUCAACCUCAUUUAUCAACCGACAUUAUCAAGAUAAUGGAGCAAAGGUUGUCAGUUAUUGAGCAGAGGAGUGCUUUACUUCAGAAUCUCAUCAACAAGCCGGACGUCUCACAGACGGAGUGUGUGAGAGCUAAUAAGGAGCUUAAGAAACUCAGCAAUUCUUUGGACUUAAUACGCAGCUUAAGGGCCACGCAAAAGGAAAUUGAUGGUCUCAAGUUACUCAUGACUGAAUGUGCUGAUGAAAAAGAGAUGCUUAAGAUGGCAUAUGAGGAAUUGGAUCAGGCAAUUGAAGAAGAGAAGAGGCUGCAAUUGUUGCUGUUAAAAUCUUUGCUUCCAAAGGAUGAUGCUGAUGAAAGGGACAGCAUUUUGGAGGUGAGAGCAGGUACUGGAGGAGAAGAAGCGUCUUUAUUUGCAAUGGAGAUAUUCAAAAUGUAUGAGAAGUACUCACUGAAGAAAGGAUGGAAAUUUGAAGUUGUUUGUGUGACAGAGUCUGAUCUUAGGGGAUUCAAGGAAGCUAUUGGAUUGAUCUCAGGGCCUAGUGUGUAUGGAAAGCUCAAGUUCGAGAGUGGAAUCCAUAGAGUUCAGCGUGUUCCUGUGACAGAGAAAUCUGGUCGCGUUCAUACCAGUGCUGUAACUGUUGCCAUCCUCCCUCAGGCUGAUCAGGUUGAUGUCCAAUUGAGAAAUGAGGAUUUGAGAAUUGAUACUUACCGUUCCGGUGGUUCAGGUGGUCAGCAUGCUAAUACUACAAAUAGUGCUGUAAGGAUAACUCAUAUUCCGUCUGGGCUGACAGUGUCUAUUCAAGAUGAAAGGUCACAGCACAUGAACAAGGCAAAAGCAUUGAAGGUCCUAUGUGCGAGGCUGUAUGAAGUUGAGAGACAUAAAUAUCAGAUGGACCGAUCGAAGCUUCGAGCAGAGCAGAUCGGCAGUGGUGACAGAUCUGAACGCAUUCGUACAUACAACUUCCCACAAGGGCGUGUCUCUGAUCAUCGUGUUGGAAUUACACAUCACUCAAUAAAUGAGAUCUUGCAGGGAGAGAGUUUGGAUGUGUUCAUUGAUGCUCUUCUCUUACAACAAGAAAUGGAUGCCAUUGCAACCUUCUCAGAAAGCUAAUAUAUUCUCCUUUACAAAGAGAUCCGCGGUGAUAUGGCUGCUCAUCGUCCUUUGAGAUUAGAAUUUUGGUGAGCUGUCAUUUUUGUCAUAUUUACUUGUGAAAUGAUGGAAAAAGUUUGAAAGGUUCAAGACUCCAUUCAAAUGACGGAAAACUGGGAUAGAAAAUUGCACCUAGUGAACUUCUCUAUACCUUCCCGCUUCUUUGCAUUUCUCGGGCAAAUUCAAUGGGAUGAAAGGAGCAUUAAAUUCCACUUCCUACACUCAUGUGCUGUGUAUGUAAGUACUCCAAUCAGUUUAUGAUUUUUUUGGCAUGGCAUAUUUCUUGCGUGCAGCUAUCGGCACAAUAAGAUAUAAGAGCUUGUUAAUACUUUUUCUUUUGCUCACUUUAUUACAACGCCUGUCAACUUUUAUCCAAAUACAUCUAUGUGAGAGCUUAUUAGAUCAAAUGGUGCAAAGAGGACCGGACAUAGGAAUAUUAUCUUUUUUUUUUAUCUCUAUGAAAUAUUAGUUCUUUAUCUUAAUUUUCAAUAUGCAUUUAAAAUUUGUUUGGUUAUU